Molecule: messenger RNA, 5220 nt
Organism: Sus scrofa (pig)
Lineage: Eukaryota; Metazoa; Chordata; Mammalia; Artiodactyla; Suidae
Gene: POMT2
Product: protein O-mannosyltransferase 2
Biological process (GO): protein O-linked glycosylation via mannose
Cellular component (GO): membrane; endoplasmic reticulum
Molecular function (GO): dolichyl-phosphate-mannose-protein mannosyltransferase activity
Source: RefSeq, a predicted model, not a curated record
UUUUCUUCCGGGCCCGGCCCGCCCGGAAGUCAUGCUCUGCGCCACUGGCCGCCUCCUAGCGGCCCGGGCGGCGACCGCACUCCCCGCCCAGCCUAGAGGCCGGGGCCUGGCGCCCUGCUGCCGGCGCAGGGAACUACAUUUCCCAAGGAACCCCGAGAAGUCCCUUGGUAACUUCUUGGCCGGACAGCUCGCAAGACCCAGCGCGCUUGCAGGCCGGAGGGCCAUCCUGAGAAGGGUAAGGAUGCCACCGGCGGUGGGCGGAGGCCUGGCAGGGUCCGAGCUGCGUCCCCGGAGGGGCCGCUGUGGGUCCCAGGCUCCAAGGGCCGUGGGCGCGGAUGCGGCUGCCGAGACUACAGCGCGGAGCCCCAAACGGCCUGUUCCGGGCUCGCGGCGCUUCGAGGCGGUCGGCCAGUGGGCUCUACUGGCCCUGGUGACGCUAAUGUCCUUCGCCACCCGCUUCCAUCGUCUGGACCAGCCGCCGCACAUCUGCUGGGAUGAGACUCACUUUGGAAAAAUGGGAAGUUACUAUAUCAACCGCACCUUUUUCUUUGAUGUGCACCCACCUCUGGGAAAGAUGCUGAUAGGUCUUGCUGGCUACCUGAGUGGAUACGAUGGCACCUUUUUGUUCCAGAAGCCUGGGGACAAAUACGAGCAUCACAGCUACAUGGGGAUGAGAGGAUUCUGUGCAUUCCUCGGCUCCCUGCUCAUCCCCUUUGCCUACCUCACUGUGCUGGAGCUGUCCCGGUCCCUCCCGGCAGCACUGCUCGCGGCUGCCCUCCUCACCUUUGACACAGGAUGCCUCACUCUGUCCCAGUACAUCCUCCUUGACCCCAUCUUGAUGUUCUUCAUCAUGGCUGCCAUGCUGAGCAUGGUCAAGUACAACUCCUGUGCCAGCAGGCCUUUCUCUGCCCCCUGGUGGUUCUGGCUCAGUCUGACUGGCGUUAAUCUGGCUGGUGCUCUAGGGGUCAAGUUUGUUGGCCUCUUUAUCAUCCUGCAAGUGGGGUGGAACACCCUUUCAGACCUUUGGCACCUGUUUGGAGACCUCAGUGUUUCAAUGGUGACUAUGGGAAAACACCUGACUGCUCGCAUCCUGUGCCUCAUUGUGCUGCCCUUGGCUCUCUACACAGCCACUUAUGCUGUUCACUUCAUGGUGCUGAAUAAAAGUGGUCCUGGCGAUGGCUUCUUCAGUUCUGCCUUCCAGGCCCGGCUUGCAGGAAACACCCUUCACAAUGCUUCCAUCCCCGAACACCUGGCCUAUGGCUCUGUGAUCACUGUGAAGAACCUGCGGAUGGCCAUUGGCUACCUCCACUCGCACAGGCACCUGUACCCUGAGGGCAUCGGUGCCCGCCAGCAGCAGGUCACCACCUAUUUGCACAAGGACUACAACAACCUGUGGAUCAUCAAGAAACAUAAUACAAACUCAGAUCCCCUAGACCCUUCACUCCCAGUGGAGUUCGUAAGACACGGAGACAUCAUUCGACUAGAACACAAAGAGACUUCUCGGAACCUGCACAGUCACUAUCAUGAGGCCCCCCUGACCCGGAAGCACUAUCAGGUCACUGGCUAUGGCAUAAAUGGGACAGGGGACUCCAAUGACUUCUGGAGGAUCGAGGUCGUAAACAGAAAAUUUGGAAACCGCAUCAAAGUGCUGAGGAGUCGAAUUCGCCUCAUCCAUCUGGUCACAGGUUGUGUCCUGGGCUCCUCGGGGAAAGUCCUGCCCAAGUGGGGCUGGGAGCAGCUGGAAGUCACCUGCACGCCAUACCUAAAGGAAACCCUCAGCUCCGUCUGGAACGUGGAGGACCAUAUCAAUCCCAAAUUGCCAAACAUCAGCCUGGACGUGCUGCAGCCCAGUUUUCCUGAGAUAAUGCUGGAGUCCCACAUGGUGAUGAUCCGGGGGAACAAUGGCCUCAAACCCAAAGAAAAUGAGUUCACGUCCAAACCCUGGCACUGGCCCAUCAACUAUCAGGGCCUGCGCUUCUCAGGGAUCAAUGACACGGACUUCCGAGUAUAUCUGCUCGGCAACCCGGUGGUUUGGUGGCUGAAUCUGCUAAGCAUCGCCCUCUACCUCCUCUUGGGGAGCAUCAUUGCUGUGGCUAUGCAGAGAGGGGCACAGCUGCCUGCCCAGGUGGAAGGGCUGUCCCAGGUCCUGCUGCGAGGAGGCGGGCAGCUCCUGUUUGGCUGGAUGAUCCAUUACUUCCCGUUCUUCCUGAUGGGCCGGAUCCUCUACUUCCACCACUACUUCCCCGCCAUGCUCUUCUCCUGCAUGCUGACAGGCGUCCUGUGGGACACUCUCCUGCGGCUCUGUGCCUGGAGCCUGUCCUCCUUUGCCCUGGCCAGGGCCGUACAUGCGCUGGGAAUCCUGAGCCUGCUCCUGGGAAUUGUCUACAGCUUCUACCUCUUCCACCCUCUCGCUUACGGGAUGGUUGGUCCCCUAGCCGAGGACCCCCGAAGUCCGAUGGCAGGACUCAGGUGGCUGGAAUCAUGGGACUUUUGAGGCCACUGCAAGGACUCCAGCCUGAGCCCAAGAACUUCCUUGGAACAACCAGCUGUGGAGCCAGUCCCUGGAUCCUCCCAGCUGUGGGGAAAGCUGCCUGAGGAACCUGCGGUAUUCUGCUGCCUGCCGGGACCACGCCCUGGGAACCCCUGGAAUUGAACCCACCAGAGCCAUGGGUUCCACCGCUGGGACUGGCUCAGCAACAGGCGACAACAUCCCGCAGGCUCAUUUCCCCGAGUGUGCAACAUGAGGAAGCAUGAGUGUGUGAGAGGAUGAGUGUGCGUGUGAGGGUACGUGUGUCCGUAUACUUGUGGAAUAUACACCAUGACUGUGGACGGCUGAGUGUCAUAAACGAAGAAAUCAUCCAGGGAUAUGGUAGUAUUUUCUGGUAUUAUUUUCACACUGGAUUUGUGGUUUUUUUGUCUUUUUAGGGCUGCACCCGAGGUAUAUACAGGUUCCAGGCUAGGGGUCAAAUCAGAGCUGUAGCCGCUGGCCUACACCACAGCCACAGCAAUGCAGAAUCUGAGCCAUGUCGGCCACCUACACCACAGCUCAUGGCAACACCAGAUCCUUAAACCCACGGAGUGAGAUCAGGGAUGGAACCUGCAUCCUCAUGGAUGCUAGUCAGAUUCAUUUCCGCUGAGAUACAGUAGGAACUCCUCGCACUGGAUUUGGUUUGUAAGAUUCAUCAAAACUUCUCAGAUCUCCGAGAAGGCUGCAAGCACAGAGCUCACCUUGGGAUAUCCCUGGGGGCAGAGCAGAUGGGACUGUUGAGGCUGUGCUGCCCUCCUUCCCACAAAUAAGCCCAAAUGGCUGCGUGCCCCUGAGCCCCAGCGCCACCUCCCAGCUGCUUCCCCGCCUGGUUGCUUCUAGAAGUCUCCUUUGUGGCCUUAGGUGGCUAGACUUCUGCCCACAGUGUGCGCAAGGACCUGGGCCCCAGAGCCAGGCGGCGGAGAAGGCCCUGGCCGUGUUGGCCCUCCUGGGGCCUGAGUUCCUCGCUGUCUGGGAACGUCACACAUGACAUUGGUGGGAGGAAUGGCCCCCUGUCCUUGGCUUUGCAUGUUCUCAGGUCCCGUGAGCCACAGGCCAUUUCUGCCCGUCCCUCUCCCUCUGUACCCAGCCUGGCUGUGAGAGGGUUGCACUGGGAGCCUUUGGGGCCCCUUUCCUGGCAGCCGCAGUGGAUGCGCAGCAGAGUAGGGAUGUGUGGUGCUGGGCUGGGGUCCUAGUGGGGCAUCGGGGCAUGGGCUCCUCUGGCCGGGCUGGGCUGCUGUUCCUGUCACUCACAAAGCACUCCCUGUUUUUAACUCUAUGGUCCUCUCCAGCUGACACCCCCGCCCCACCCCGCUCCAUUUCAUUUUCUAUCUCUGUGUCACUGUUUCACCAGUCUCUUUUCCCCAAAGACCCAGAGCCCCUAGAAAUGCAUCAGAGCUUCUACUCUUUACCACUUUGAAGCCCAAACAAGAAGCUCAGAGCUGUUCCUUUCAGUUCCGCCCCACAGGAAAGGGAUAAAGAAAACCCUUGGGUCAGAACUGAACUAACCCAAGGCCAGCCCUUCAGCUUGCCUCUGUGCUCCUGGUGCAUGACAAAAUAUUAUUUUGUCUUAGAGGACUGUGAUGCUUCAAGGUUUAAUGAUGAGUAUCUGCCACACUCUGUCUUCCCUCCUCUGUAGCCCCCACCAACUCUGUCAGGGUCAGCGCUCUUUAGAGCAUCUUUGCUAGGCGGUUGCCACGGAGACUGGAAAUUGGUCCCAAGGACAGGCUGUGCUACCUACUGGGUGGUGGGGAGGGAAGCUUCUGGCCACACUUGCUCGCUUGCUCGGACGUUCAGACCAACCAUCAUUAAUGUUAAUAGAGGAAAUGCAGCAACGUCAAGAGCAAGGCAGGUUCGUUAAUUAGAUCUGGGGCCUGAUGACCUCCCUUUCUCAGUGCUGCAGCCCUUUUGACUUCCCCCAGCAGGAAGCACUGCCGGGUGCUGAGUCUGGGCUGCUUGCUUAAUUGCAUUUCUGCAAGGGAAGGAGAGCGGGGACGGACAGCCUCUGCUCCCCCAUCUCCUCUCCACCCCCAGGCCCAGUUGGUUUCUUCCAGGCUGGGUGGGAGCAGCCACCUGGGUGGGCUCUCCUGGAGGUAGAAUGCAGGAAGCUGUGCUUGGCUCUUAGCAGAGAACAGUGGCCCCACCAUGACAGAUGACAGCUGGGAGGUGGCUGAUGUUCCUUUGCGCUUUCUUAUUUUCUAAUAGGAACCUGUUGGAAGGGGGUGUACCGAAGGAGCCAGAGGGGAGCCACUGAAUGAGGGGAGGGGAGAGGAGAAAGCUCAGCCAGCUUCCCUCCCCGCCCCUCCCUUCUAAUUUGCCCAGAGAAGUUUCCAUUGUCUCUUCCACUUCCUUCCAACGAUGGGAGAAGAACUGUCUGCCUACUCCCUCCUCUUCCUCCUUGACAGACUGGCAGACCUUUCUCUGGGGACAAGGCCAUAUGGGUUGAUGGCCUCAGGUACUCAGGUUGUGGUGUUGGAAGAUGCUGGGGGAGGGGCUGUCGGAUGGGGCUCUGAGUAUGGCCUCCGGUCCCCAGAAGCUGGCAGAAUGUGACAUGCCCUACAGACUUGCUGGCAUAGGGGGACGUUUGUUAGUCCAGCCUCUAGCCAGCUAACAAAUAUUUUAUAUUAAAACAAAGUUUCCUCAGAUAAUCAGAGGCCAUUUACUUUUGUAAUAAAUACCUCUUAUUUUGAAUGCCA